This is a messenger RNA of Ostreococcus lucimarinus CCE9901, 606 nucleotides long. RefSeq lists its product with no specific name. Lineage: Eukaryota; Viridiplantae; Chlorophyta; Mamiellophyceae; Mamiellales; Bathycoccaceae. The annotation marks the transcript as partial. The record is from RefSeq and is a predicted model, not a curated record. The transcript has a single exon. Gene Ontology annotation, molecular function: phosphatase activity.
AGAAAACUCCCGCGGAGGAUCGUGCUCGUGCGGCACGGUGAGUCCGAGGGGAACGUGGACGAGAGCGAGUACACGCGGACGCCGGAUUCGCAAGUGCGGUUGACGGCGCGAGGACACGAACAGGCGGAAAGCACGGGGCGAGAGCUUCGAGAUAUGAUGGACGCGGAUGGGGAUGAUUAUAAACUGUUCUUUUACAUCUCACCGUAUCGUCGGUCGAAGGAGACGGCCAUCGGCAUCGCCAAAGCCUUCUCGGGAAGACAGAUUUUGGGCGUUCGAGAAGAGCCGCAGUUGCGCGAGCAAGAUUUUGGGAACUUCCAAGAUUACGAACGCAAGCAGGCCGAAAAACUCGAAAGACAUCGGUUCGGACGGUUCUUCUAUCGCUUUCCGAACGGAGAAAGCGGUGCGGAUGUGUACGAUAGAAUCACGAUGUUUUCAGACCACAUGGUGCGCGACAUCGACGCAGGCCGAUUUCCAGAAGACGCGAAUAUGAUUUUGUGCACUCACGGUUUGACCUUGCGCUUGUUUCUCAUGCGCUGGUUUCAUUGGACCGUGGCAGAGUACGAACGUAUCGCGAACCCGUCGAACUCGCAGCCGAUCAUUUUGGAA